AUGAAUACAGCGUAUGAAAAUAGGCCUUUUAAACUUAUAUACGAUGAUUUCGGCCUAGCAAAUAUGAUUGUGAAAAGCGAGAAAGAUCUUAUAAUUGUCGGGGUUGUGGACCUUGAGUGGUGGCUUCUUUAUAACCGACCGGUUAAUGAAGAGUGGGAUUUUAAGGAUAGUAACCCUCCCGAAGCCACUAAACGGUAUUUUAACUGUCUUAAUAUUUUUUAA
Penicillium coprophilum is the source of this 222-nucleotide messenger RNA. RefSeq lists its product as uncharacterized. The coding region runs from base 1 to 222 and encodes 73 amino acids. Lineage: Eukaryota; Fungi; Ascomycota; Eurotiomycetes; Eurotiales; Aspergillaceae. The transcript is spliced from 2 exons. The record is from RefSeq and is a predicted model, not a curated record.